Cavenderia fasciculata is the source of this 1938-nucleotide messenger RNA. RefSeq lists its product as uncharacterized. The coding region runs from base 1 to 1938 and encodes 645 amino acids. The transcript has a single exon. The record is from RefSeq and is a predicted model, not a curated record. Lineage: Eukaryota; Evosea; Eumycetozoa; Acytosteliales; Cavenderiaceae.
AUGAAUAAACCAAGCAACAAUAAUAAUAGUAAUAGUAUAAUUAGUAGUCAAGCGUUCAAUUACGUAUUUAAGAAUAGAUACUUGUUCAAUAUUAUAUUAAGAUUAGUACAACAAAAUAAUCGUCAACAACUAGUACGAUCAUAUCGAUACAAUGAACUAAACGACUUGGAGUGGAUACUAGAGAAUGGUCAUCAAGGAUUGUUAAAGAUGAUCUUUGAUAGAGGUGAAUUUGAACAAAGAUUAAGUGUAUCAACCCUUCGCUUUAAAGCUGUUAGAUUAUUCUUUACUCAAGUCAAAGAUCGUCAAUUGCUACUGUCAGUCUAUAAUCAAUACACUCACAUCUUUUGCAAAGAUGAUACAAUCAUAUGGGCAUGUCAAAGAGGUGAUGUAGAGAUUGUAAAGAUGUUAAUCAAUCAAACCGAACCUUCUAAAUUAUACUAUCACCCAAAUGACAUGUUGAAAGGUGCAGUCGAAUCAGGGUCUGUCGAAAUGGUAAAAUUCAUUGUAGACUUUAUAUCAAGUAUAAAGACAAGAGAGACUAUAAGCAUUACUAUCAAAACAGCCAAUUUAGAGAUCAUAAAUAUCAUUUUUACAAGCCAACUUGUAAAAGAAUCGAUCAAACUCGAUGUUGACCUUCUUCUUGGUAUGGAUGGUCCAUGGCCAGUUUAUUUUAACAGAGAUAUAUGUAGAUGGAGACCAGAAAUUAGUGAUGCAUUAGAACUUAUCGCCAACGAACUACUUUCAGCAACUGAUGGUUCAACCAACCCAUCAGAGUGUUCAAAAUACCUUUCAAAGAGUUCAAUACCAUUUAAAACGAUUUACAAAUCAAUCAAAAGGGUCUAUCACUAUGAUCGGACAAGGUUGUCACAAACAAAAAACCAAAUGACAACCAUUUCCCGUGACUCUGAUCCAAUAUACUAUCCAAUGUUGAUUCUCAGAUCUUUUGGCAAUGAUAAUAAGAAUUCUGAAGUGCUUCAAUACUUGGUCAAGACCAACCAUCCAUUUUUGUGCCAUGAAUAUAAAAUAGUUUGGGGACGUGGUUUUCAAACUCCUAUCAAUCUCUAUCAUGUGACUGUCGAUCAAGCCAAACUAUUUUAUAUUGACCUUUCCCUCACACCAACUACAAAGGUAGAUAAUAUCGAAUUGUUUAAUCUAAUCUACAAAAUUUGCAAACCAGACAAAAUGAUGGAAUGGGUGUCAAGAGUAUUGGAGUAUGCAAUCUCUGAAUUAAAUUAUAAACUCAUUAUGCAUAUAUACGAUACAAUACAAGAUCUAGAUAAACAACUACCCCAAUGGUCAUUUGGACUUGGAAAAGGAUCAUUCAUAUCUGAUUACAUUGAAAUGGCAAAAUUACUCACUGAACUUAACUUGUAUGCAAAUGAAAUCAAUUUUGAUUGUGCAAUUAGAUCGAUUCAACAUCCUAUUGACCAUUUAACCAACUAUCAAUUGACUUGUCUAUCACUGGCUCCAAUCGAGUAUUCACUAUCUUUUGCAUUCUACUGCAAUGGUGAUUUUAUGAUCAAAGCACUCGUUACAAUGAUCAAUGACCAUCAGAGAACAAUGCCUGGCAUUUUAUGUAGCGGUUCACUAUGUCGUCACAUUGUUAGAUACCGAGAAGAUGUCAUCCGGUCAAUUUUAAAUGGCGAGUAUGGAGACAAUAUAUGGAAUUGGGAUGAUUUGUCAAACUUGUUUGAAAGUUCUUGCAUCGUUGGAAAAUUGGAACUAUUUGAAUACUUGCUAGUCAUUGUGGAUAAAAUGUUUGGAGAAAAGAAACUCUCUCAAAUCUAUUGUAUUGUAGUAGAAUGUGGAAGUCGAACAGAAUUUCUAAAAUACCUCAUAGAUAGAUACAAUACUACCAUUGUCGAUUUAGAACUCUUGAAAUCAAAAGAAAUUAUCAAGUCGAUAGGAAAAUAUUCAAUCAAAUUACACCAUAUGUGA